AUUAACUAGUCUAAUUGGGGGUGGAAAAUACAAAAGGGACUACGGGGAACGUUAGUGGAAACGUCAAACGGGGUAGGAUGGACGAUUGCAUGACAGACUGGAAAAUUCGACGCGAAAAGGGGGUUGCUGGGCGACCUACGCGCACUUGAGCAGUGCAGACGGCUGACAGAAGUCGGGCAAGAAUGGAGUAAUACAGACGAGCUAACGAACUAAGGAGCGAGUGAGCGCCGAGUCGAUAAGUGUUCGUGCAAGAAUAAUAUCAAAUGAAAAUAGUAAAUUCAUUGAAAAUGUUACAUUUAGUUAUACAGUAAGUCUUUCGUUUAGUUGAAGUUGAAAAACAAAAGUUCAGUUUCGCGUUUCCAGUACUUCAUUCUAAUGAAAAUAUAUACAAAUGUGCAUAAAUAAAAAAAUCCAAUAAGUUAAAAGCACUGAAAAAUUGAGUCAAACGUAAAAAUCAACCCCAGAAGUUAAGAAAAAUUCACCACCACAAAUUCGACAAAAAAAUCAACACAUCCCAGGCUCACCUAAAGUUUACACCGACUGCACUACCACCAUCACCAGCAAUCAACUCCGCAGACAGUACAAAAAUUCAAGAAAACCUUAUGUCUGCAGUAACAACAGCAGAGUGCAAUCAGUUCUCAGCGCUGUGGGCUGAAAAUUAUUCAGUCAGAAAUUUCGUUAUUCAAAAAAUUGAUUCUCCACAUCGCCACCUCAACAGCUUCUAAGUCGGGUUCGCGUUCUAGUCCGCACGCAAACUUCAAUCAUAUAUGAUUAUCGUUUUGUUAUUAUUGUUUCAAUCACUAUGUCUAUACUGUCAACGUCUUGUCCUGUAUAUACACGAUCGAUGGAUCAAUCCAAAGAAUUCACGUCUACUUAAGGAAGCCGCUGAGACGUCCUCAGCUGCGACACGCAAGCUACUGCUAGAGCAAUACCAUACUGGAUGCUUAGAGACCAACAAACAGCCACGCAAACGAAACAAUCUAUCCACAUGUAGUGGUGAGCCAGAUGGUGCUGGAGGCAUUUUAGCUGAGGCUUGUCGUUUUUGCGCUAACAGUCCGCAGGGUUAUUGUUGUCAUCAUUUUCAUCUGCAAAAAUUGGAAAUACAGAAGGCACACAAGAAACAGAUACAGCAAUCUAGUGGCUACCUAUCGAUAGAGAAUCGACCACGCUUCUGGCAGCCACUCUGCGGCGGCAGCACUUCGACGACGUUGGAGGAAACAUGGGCGCAACGACGACAGCAGCGUAAAGUAAGUCGUGAAUUAAGGCAAAAUUUGAAAAAUCGAUUGACUGCCACCACUUCACGACAACAUCAAACACUACAACAACAAGAGCAGCAGCAAAACUCAAUGCAAAAACAAUAUCAGCUUCAAAGGCAGUAUUUGAGGCGACAGCAAUAUGAGGAGUUCAUGAGGGCAAGAAACGCCGGCAACAAUAGUAGCAGUAGUAGUUCCAGUAGUGGCAGUCCAUUGUGGGAUACGUCCACUUCAAAUUCAUCUAGCGGCUACCAAUCACCCUUCGCUUCUGUGUACAAUGUAAAUGGUUCGCUCUCUGAUAUCGAUACUACGGACUCUGGUCUAGCGACCUCUAUAGAAAGUGUUGCAUAUUAUGGUGUUGAGGAACCGGUAUCUGUCGAAGAAUUGUCCCCAAGUUUAGCUGUAGAACUAGAACUAGCAACAGCAAAGACAUCCACAAUAACAACAACCUACCUUUAAAUGACAUAACAAAACAAAAAAAAAACAUAAAAUACGGUGUAGUAUCUAGUUAAACAAUACAUAUUAGCAGUUAACCGGCAACAAGCGAACAGAGGGAAUUGAAAAUAUCGACAACCAAGAAGACGCAACAACACAAAAGGGUUCUCAAACAAAGGACUUGUACCGAGUGGGUCAAACGUGUGCAGGCGAACGAAGCAAAGUGCUUUUGCAGGUGUGUAGAAUACGAAACAACCGGAAGUGACCUUCUUUUCGUCAGACAACAGUGACUAGACUACUUAAAUGUCAAAAAAACAAAAACGCAUUCCGCUUGCAGGGUUCUUGAUUUCGAGAAUCUAAACUGUCAAGUAGUGACCUUAGUAGUAACAGUAGAACACUACAAAAGUGCUACGUGGCACUGAAAUCGAUUGUUCUUAAAUUCAACAAUUUAAUCACAAUCAUCUUGACGUACAUACAUAAGUUGUAACGUAAGAGAAAAAAAAUGUCCUCGGAUGACGACAAUAAUUCGUUAAACUCAUCAGCCCAAUUGGACGCAAGGAUUAACGAACCGUUAAGUGGCACAUCAACACCGACGCUGAUUUCGUCGGCGGCCAACACAAAUGCGGGUAAUGCAAGUGCUAGUGGCGGAAGUGGAAGUUCUUCUCAAUUGGUGAGACGUAAGAAAGUCAUGCCGCUGGAGCAUGGCUGCGAGGACAAUUGGACGUGGAGUAAACGGCAUCGUUCGAAGGAAAUAGUACUGAGUGGUCUCAAUAAUCGCACAGUUCAUUUUCACCCGAAUUGGAGUAAAGGAACGGCGGGUGUACAGGGCAAGCGUCCGCUGAAUAAUGGCCGCUUCUAUUGGGAAUUACAUGUAUCACAGCGUGUCUUCGGAACUAGUAUUAUGUUUGGUAUCGGCACAAAACAAGCACGACUUCACGCCAACUCCUUUCGCAAUAUGCUCGGUGAAAAUGAACAUGGCUGGGGUCUAUCGCACAAGGGUGUGCUGUGGCACAAAGGUGUAGCGCUAUUGUACACUAAACGUUUCAAAGAAAAUCAUCCCACAGUUAUAGGCGUGCUCUUUGAUGGCAUCGAGGGUACGCUCAGCUAUUACAAAGAUGGCAAAUGUUUGGGAGUAGCUUUUAGAGGUUUAGAUAAGAUCAAGGAACCGCUAUAUCCGAUUGUCUGUUCGACUGCUGCGAAAACUGAAAUGACUCUCAAAUGUACGCGACGGGAUUUUGUAAAUCUUCAAGAUCGUUGUCGCGCCGAAAUUAUUAAGCACGUCAAAACGAGAGAGGAUUUGGUGAAAUUGAAAUUGCCGCCACUCAUCACACAAUAUUUGAGCGAAGUGGUGAACGAUAUGGCACCACUGCGCCAAGUCGACAACUACGACAUUUUAUGCGAUUUUUAAAUUAUAGCAACUGACACCGCGUAAGUGGGAUUUGGAAUAAUAUAAUACUAUACGGGCGGUGGUACUAACAUGUGUGUGUGAAUUUGUGUGUGUGUGUGUAUUUACAAAUUAAAUAUUGUAACUAUAGUUUAUAAUUAUACCUAUGUACGUCGUUUUUUUGCUAGAACAUUUGAAAGAAUUUUUAAAACUGCUUCAAAUAAGUCUUAUUAGAAUAUGAGCAAUCGGCAAUAUUAUUACGUAUAAAAUAUAUGAGAACAGGCUGCAGUCACACUAACACGAUAUAUAAUGAUAGAAUAUCGCACAGGGAGUAAGAUCAUUGGCAAAAAUUUCAAAUUCACAUACAAGUGAAAGACAAAGUUACGAAGACCAGCGGUAGUUUAAGAGAACGCAACCUGGUACACCAUCAUCUCAUUCGAGAGCAUUUUCUUGUUAGUAGCAUCUCCAGCCUUGUAACGUUUAGCUACUUGUACGGCUCGGACUACCUAAUUGGUUAGCGAUAAAACGGCGUUUAUUAUCACUUUUCUACUUUGAAGCACAAAGCUCAACGAAGAAAAGCGUAAAUAAAUUGUCAGUGCAUAAUUUAAGGCGCAUUCAGUAAUUUUUCUAAAUUGUUAAAAUUAUUUUAAUGAUUAAAAUUUGAGUUUGACUUUGAUUUUAAUUAAUUUCUAAAGCGAAAUAUUGUUUGAAAAACUGAAGAAUAAGAACUUUUCACAAAUAUAAUAUAAAUCUUAGUGCAUAAUUUUAUAAUCCGUGAAGUUCGUCGUGCCAUACUAAGCUCACGCAUACUCGUACAUAGCAAGAUAUAUACAAUUACGAGUAUUUCUUAUAUACUUGUAUAGGCAAAUCUGUAAUUUCAGUUGUUUCGAGUAUAUGGUAAAUUCGAUACUGAAACACACACAUACAAAUGAGCAGGGAAAUGUCGAGUAAACUUGUUUAUUAAAGAUUGUGUAUUGUAAAGUCUACAAAUUGUAUACAAACGUGGGCAUGUACAUAUAUUUGAAGCUUAUAAAUAAAAGCUAGUCACUAUAAAUAAAUAUUAGGUGUAAACAAAAACAAUAAUUAGGCUUGCAUUUAUUAAAAAAAACUUAGGAAAACUUGAGUGCAAACGAAAGAAAUUGGCACGAAGGAAAGAAUGACUCAUAAGCGUUUGACGAAAAAAAAAACAUAUUUCAAAUUAAUCAAAAAAAAUAUAUGCAUAGGUAUAUAGUAAAAUUUAAUCUAUAAAAGAUAUAAUUUUUUAUAUUUAAUAUGUAUACAUACAUAUAUUAUAUAUAUGUUUUUUUAUAUUUUAUAUAUACAAAUAUAUUAUUUUAUAUUUUAUAUAUACAAAUAUAUUAUUUUAUAUUUUAUAUAUGUAUAUCUUAAUCACUUAAGAAUGUUCUAAGUUGAAUUAUUCAAUCAUUUCCAUUGCUUUUAGUAGGUAUUAUUAUUCUAAUAAUUUCUUCUUUUUUUUAUUUCAUUUUUGUUUUUUUUUAGAUUGGUUAUAAUAAAAUUUGGAAUCGAUUUCCGACAAAAAAUAUAUAUUUAUACCCUGGGUAUAUUAAGUUUUCCACGAAGUUUGUAACACACAGAAGAAAACUUUGGAGACUAUUAAAUAUAUAUUAUAUAUGGAUAAGUGAUCAGCCUGACGAGUUGUGUCGAUUUAUGCAUGUCCGUCUGUAUAUACUGUAUAUACGCGAGCUAGUUCCUCAGUUUUUGAGAUAUCGAUCUGAAAUUUUGCACACGUUUUCUUCUCAAGAAACUGCUCAUGUGUCGGACCCCUUAUAUCGUACCCCUAUAGCAUAGAGCUGCCAUACAAACUGAACGAUCAAGGCCAAAACUUUUGAUUUUAACAAGGUAUCUCCACGAAAUUUGCAAUGAAUUAUUGCCCAAGGCAACAGUACAAUCUCCAAAAAUAGUUUUAGAUCAGAUCACUAUAACAUAUAGCCGUCAUACAAACUGGCCGAUCAAAAUCAAAUUCUUGUAUGGAAACUUUUUUAUUGGUGAAGGCCAUUACAGCUUCGGUGCAACCGAAGUUAACGUUUUUUCUGGUUUUACUAGAAAUUGAUAUUUGCAAAUUAAUGUGAAAGCAUAUCGAUUACUUUCUUAUAGCUGACGUUUGUAUGCUUGUUCCAUAUAAAUAAACUUAAAUUAAUUAAUUCAAAAAUACAAAGGCCUAUUCGGUGCAAUAUUGUGAUAACUUGUAAGAUCGUAUUAAUAUAUAUUUGCAUUGCGAUUAAUAAAGUUUUAAUGUUUACAAAGUGUGUAUGGAUAUUUAAAGCUAAAAUAAAUUAUGUUUAAGUAAAUAAAUAUAGAACACUUUACCCUGUCCUUUCUUUGUGAUCAGUUUGCUUUACAAACGAAAAUUUCAUUUCUUAUGGAAUAUCUCUGUUACAAAGUUGCUUUUUAAUUCGUUCGUUUUCAGUUCAAAUCUUUUUCCGCACAUCUAAAUAUAAAGUUAGAACGUUUUGCAAAUGUGCAAGGCUUUAAUGUUGAAAAAUGUAAAUUACCGGAAGUAGAAUGGGUGAAUUCUAGUCACGAAAAUUGUUGCACUGCUUGCGCAAAAAUAAAAACGCCAUCGGCAGUCAGCAAUUUUAGAAAAUAGUUGUAAUUAGUUAAGUUAUUUGUUCAAAUGUGAAAAAUAUUCAAAAACACGCAUUAUAAAGCUAUUAAUGUCUAAUAAAGAACAAUAUGUGUGUCUAAAUAA
Molecule: messenger RNA, 5782 nt
Organism: Bactrocera oleae (olive fruit fly)
Lineage: Eukaryota; Metazoa; Arthropoda; Insecta; Diptera; Tephritidae
Gene: SP555
Product: SPRY domain-containing SOCS box protein SP555
Biological process (GO): proteasome-mediated ubiquitin-dependent protein catabolic process
Cellular component (GO): SCF ubiquitin ligase complex
Molecular function (GO): protein binding
Source: RefSeq, a predicted model, not a curated record